Messenger RNA from Thamnophis sirtalis, 621 nucleotides. Its product is annotated as olfactory receptor 2V1-like. The record is from RefSeq and is a predicted model, not a curated record. Gene Ontology annotation, molecular function: olfactory receptor activity; G protein-coupled receptor activity. Gene Ontology annotation, biological process: G protein-coupled receptor signaling pathway. Lineage: Eukaryota; Metazoa; Chordata; Lepidosauria; Squamata; Natricidae. Gene Ontology annotation, cellular component: membrane.
AUGGGAGGAGCAGAGUGCCUCCUACUGACCGUCAUGCCUUAUGACAGGUACAUGGCCAUCUGCAAACCUUUACACUAUCCAGUUCUCAUGAGCAGGAGGGUAUGUGUGGCCAUGUCGGGUGGAGUCUGGUUUGGGGCGAUUCUUCAUUCAAUCGUGCACAUUUUUUGUGUAUUCCAGCUGCCUUUCUGUAAGUCUAAUAGAGUGAAUCAGUUCUUCUGCACAGUCCAAGCUCUGCUGAAAUUAUCUUGUUCUGAAACAUCCACCUAUGAAAAUUGGUUAUUCCUAACUGGCAGUAUAUUACUCUUGGGUCCCUUCUCCAUCAUCCUUGCUUCCUACAUCUCUAUCCUUUUGACAGUCCUGGGAAUGCAAUCAGUGGAAGGAAGGCAAAAAGCAUUUCAUACAUGUCUUUCCCACCUCUGUGUGGUGGGGCUCUUCUAUGGGGCAGCAAGUUUUAAAUAUAUGAGACCCCGGUCUUACCGAACACCAGAACAGGAUAAAGUGGCUUCUUUGUUCUGUGACAUUGUGACUCCCAUGCUAAAUCCCUUGAUAUACAGUUUGAGGAACCGUGAUGUGCUACUAGAACUGAGAAAGCACAUUAAGAAAUGCAAGUUGCAUAUCUAA